UGAAUUCUCACUUCAUAUAUCCAAUAAUUAAUCUCCCUCCAAAUUCUCGAUUUAAGUUGCAUUGUGUAUCCAAAGAUGAUGAUUUAGGAAAUCAUAGCUUAGUUCUUAAGUUCAAUUUUCUUAUAUAAUUUCCGUUAGAGUUUUUUAUCCCUUUUUUUAGGUUUCUUGAUACAUUUUUAAUGAUUGCAUUUUUUUAAAUCUUUCUACUAGUAAUUUUUAAAAAAAUAAUGGAAAUUUUGAUUAAAUAAUCUUCAGUUUCAAAGGUUUCACAUCCAAAUUAAUGUUGCCGGUGUUGUAAUGAUAUUCAUAACUUUUUACCGAUUAAAUAUUUUAUCUUUUCUAUUUAUUGUUGUAUUUAUAUAAUUUGCAUUCAAAAGCUUUUCUUCCACAUAAUUUUAUUUUAUUUUUAUCAGAUUCCUUAAAUUUUAUUAUGAAUUUAAUCCUUAUAACAAUUGAAAUCACAUAGAUCACCUAAGAAUAUAAAUAUUCUUAAAAAUUAGCUCAGAUUAUAAAUAAUAAAAUUUUUAAUUUUUAUAUAACGUGAUAUUUUGACCUCAAAUUCCAGUUUCCGAUUCAUUAUGUUUUACAACUUUUUGGUUGACAAUGUUAUCAAUAUUUUUAAUAAAUAAUUCUUCAAUACACGAGACUGUUCUACUUGGUUAAAUACUUGAUCGCUAUAAUCUUCCAUUUCCUAAACCGUCAACAAGUCAUAAUGAUUUAUGUUCGUAGAUUCUCCUUUUGCCAAUCCUCAUUUACAAUAAUCAAAAUUUUAAUUAAUUUUAUUAACCAAAUGUAUUAAUAGGGUUACAACUCAUAAAUCUAGUAUUUCUCCCUUGACUAUAAAAAAGGUGCAUGGAUUAUUUGAGAUAAACACACAUCCAAUACAGCAAAUCAACAAUCAUGUUGACUAAUCUUUUCUCUAUUUUAGUUACUUUGUUAAUCUUGAAUUACACAUGCUUUUGCAUAGAAUCAGUAAAUGUUACUACAGAAAAUGACUCCUUCUACAACGGUGUUGCCACGUGGUAUGGCCCUCCCGACGGAGCCGGAAGUGAUGGGGGAGCUUGUGGCUUGGGAUAUGAUAUAGAAAAUGAUCCCUACUAUGGUUUUGUUUCUGCGGGAAAUAACAACUUAUAUCAAUCCGGAGCCGGCUGUGGAGCUUGUUAUGAGGUGAAGUGCUUAUAUAACAAUGAAUGUUCAAAAAAUGCAAUUAAAGUAACAAUUACAGACGAGUGUCCCGGUUCAUGCAAUGACGAUGGCAUUCACUUUGAUUUAAGUGGAAAAGCUUUCGGAGCUUUGGCAUAUUCUGGCCAAGAAUACAACUUGAGGAAUGCCGGCAAGAUCAGUAUUCAGUAUAGAAGGGUAAAUUGCAAUUACAAUUCAAACGUAAAAUUCAAAAUUGUUGCGGGCUCAAAUCAAUACUAUCUAGCCUUUGUGGUGGAGGCUUUGAAUGGAUAUGGUGAUAUUGCUCACAUUGAACUGCAACCUUCAACCUCAGAUUGGGUGUCAAUGCAAAGAUCUUGGGGAGUCACGUGGAAAGCUGAUUUGAAAGAUUGGCAAAAAGGUCCUUUCUCUGUAAGGAUCACUGGACCUGAAAGCAGUGCAUCGAUUAUUGCAUACAAUGUCAUUCCUUAUGAUUGGAAAAUUGGACAAUUCUAUUACUCCAAUGUUAACUUUUGAUCACACUAAUAUUUGAAUAAUUAGUAUCCACAUUGCUCAUUA
This is a messenger RNA of Salvia hispanica, 1719 nucleotides long. Its product is annotated as putative expansin-B2. Gene Ontology annotation, biological process: sexual reproduction. The record is from RefSeq and is a predicted model, not a curated record. NCBI's taxonomy places the organism in Eukaryota, Viridiplantae, Streptophyta, Magnoliopsida, Lamiales, Lamiaceae. Gene Ontology annotation, cellular component: extracellular region.